AUGAUGCAUCGAUGAGUCAGCCAUGCGUCCUUACUGAGUGAAAGAAAGAGAAAGAGGGAAGAGAGAGAGAGAGAGAGAGAGAGAGAAAGAGAAAGAGAGAGAGAGAGAGAGAGAAUAUGUGAUAAAAAGAGGGAAGUGUAGAAAAAGUGAAUGGUAGGCUACGUGUAGAAAUGAAUGAAAGAAGCAUUCGUGAUCGUGAAUAGUCGGCAAUGCUCGGAAAGCUUCGUAAUACACGUGAUAAUGUCGUCACAGCGAUCGAACGAGAUUUCUACGAACUUUAUGGUGACGCGUGUUACGUGUGCUUCUUAACCUUCUGGUUCUCUUAUUUCUUCAUCAUCUAUCUACCUACUACAAACUUUUCUUUUUCUUUCUAGUCAAAAGCUAUAAUAUCAAAGUAAUUAUUCGGGAGGUGUAUAGUGCGUGGUAUAAAAGCGAGAACGCCCAAGAAAGGUAGGUAGGUGACGCAUGAUGACAAGUGUUUUAUCUCAUUCAAAAGAGAUAACCACGCUGCAUUCAUUAUCGAUUUUUUGGAAACAGUCAUAUCCUUCUUUAUCUUAAUUUAAUUAGAUAUUACAGAUAUCAUGUGAUAAUUAUAUGAUAAUGAGACGUCUUACGUGUUUAAUAUUUGAAUUAUUUAACAGACAUUUGUUUGAUAUACGAUCCGAGCAAUUUUUUAUGGUAGAUCGAAAUCGCAAGAAAGUUUCUUACGAGAUCAGUCAAUUUUCUAACAGCAGAUUUCUUUUUUUAAUUUGAUCUUGCAACGUUGGUACUUCUUUCAACACAAAGUUUAUAGUUUUCAUUCGUAUAUGUAUUUUCUAGGUAGAGGUAAAGAUUAAAAGCUAUACGUCAUAAGUGGGCAACUGACGGCCCACGCCCCUACUUGCCUACUCUGGUAAGGUAGGAGAAAACAAUCGUUUACACUAUUUGAUAUCGGCGCGCCUCAUGAGCUGCAUGGCUUUUAUUUUUAAGCUUGAAACGAGGGCUUGUAAACUUAAAUAGCGGGGGAACUGUUUGGAUUCGCUUGGCGAAGUUUCUCUAUCUAUUGUACAUGUUAUUUUAAUUAUUCCUUUUUGAUCUUUUCUUUUAGUGAAAGAUCACAUUGAUGAUAUAUUUGUAUUCUAAAAAAACUCAUAUGUUAUCGAUAAAAUAAAUUUUUUCUGAUAAUCAUUUGUCACGAUUCGCAGAAUCGGAUAAAAAUCAAAUCGUACAAUACUGCAAUAAAAAAUAAAUGACGAAUGUGAAAUGAAAGUCAAUCAUUCUUUUUGUAAUAAAAUUCGCCAAUUCAAUGAAAAUCUUCGCAAAUUUUAUUAUCUUAUUUACAGCUACCACGAUGUUUGCAGUUGAUAAUAAUAACCAGAAAGCUGAUCGAUACAAGCCGGAGAAAAUUAAUUAUCGUCUGCCGGAUGUUGUACGACCGACACAUUACAAUAUCAAAUUGACAUCAAGCUUUUCAAUCAUCGACGGUGAAAUAUGCAUUGAUCUCGAAGUUCGGAAAUCAACGUUCGACAUAACAUUGCAUUGUAAACAAAUCGUCAUAGACGAAACUAUGACGAUGUUGACGAAUUCUCAAAAUGAACGUUUAUUUCCGAUAGAGCAAAAUUACAUCUAUGAGAAAGAAUUUUUCGUAGUUCGUUUUACAAAUGCUUUACAGCCAGAUUGUUACAAGCUUCACUUCAAGUUUACCGGCUUUAUCCACGAUGAUACACACGGUUUUAAUAGGAGAUUUUGUACAGAUGAAAGACAAGGUAGCUGCACGAGGUACGCCGUGACGAAUUUUAAAACGACAUUUGCACGUUACAUUUUUCCCUGUUUCGAUGAACCCGAUAUGAAAGCAACGUUUUCAAUUUCCAUAAAGCAUCAAGCAUUAUACAUAGUUCUUUCGAAUAUGCCGAUCGAAAAACAAUCGUUGAUCGACGAAAAGGGAAACGUAUGGACACAUUUUCAAAAAACGCCGAUUAUGUCCACGUACUUGUUAGGCAUCGUUUUAUUACCACACGAUAGUAUACGGAUUUCUAAUCAUGAUGGUACCGUCAACGUUUGGUGUAGAAAAAAUUGGUCUAAAGUCGCCAAAUUGAUUCAUGAAGUAACGGAAAAGAUAAAAAUUCAGCUUGAAAAUUAUACCGGUAUCAUUAAACCAAUACCAAAGAUAGAUCAUGUAUUGAUUUCUAAUCAUUCAAGUAAAUCUUCAGAAAAUUGGGGUCUCAUCGUUUACAACGAAGACGAUAUAAUGUAUGUGGAGGAUCCUUCGGAUACGUAUAAUGUAGAUACCGUAACUAGACUUGUAACACACGAUUUAGUUCAUCAAUGGUUUGGAAAUCUAGUCGGUCCUUCCUGGUGGGAUCAUUUAUGGUUAAAUGAAGCUUUUGCUCACUAUUUUCAGUAUUACUUUGUUGAUAAGAUAUACCAAGAAUCGAGAGUGUUAGAGAUAUUUGUAGUGGCUGUUCAACAGGCAUGUGCACUUUUCGGAGAUUUUUAUUCAUUUGUACAACAUAAAAGAUCAUUCAAAGGUAUUUACCAAGAGCCUUAUUUAGGCGUUCAUGCUAUUGCCUGUCGUAAAGGAUCGUGUAUUUUACGUAUGCUCUCUCAUUGUAUUUCCGAGGAAAUAUUUCACAAAGGAAUCGUAACGUAUCUCAAUACAUUCCAGUAUGACACAUCUACACCUGAUCGACUGUGGAAAAUAUUCGAGGAAACGAUGAAUCCUGAAAAAAUUGAUAUCAAAGAAAUGAUGGAUACAUGGGUAAAACAAAAAGGAUACCCUCUCGUAACGGCAAAACGAGAUUGUAAUACCGGUAUCAUAAUUGUAACGCAAGAAAGUUUUAAACAAUUUAAUAGCGAUGACGAAGAAGAUAAUGAAAUUGAUGAUAACAAUGAUGAUAAUAAUGAUGACGCAAAAUGGUGGAUACCCAUCAAUUAUAUAAGCAGAAGCGAAGCAAAUUAUUCUUCAACUUUACCAAUGCAUUGGUUGAAGCCACAAGACGAGAAUUUGACGAUCAAUAACGUCAAUGCGAACGAUUGGUUCAUUCUUAAUGUGCAACAAACUGGCUAUUAUCGAGUCAAUUACGAUGAGGAUAAUUGGAAAAAAAUCGCUGAGUAUUUGGAUUCGGAAAAUUAUUUAAAGAUUCAUCCUUUGAAUCGCGCACAGAUUAUCGAUGACUCAUGUUAUAUGGUUCGAACAAAACGUUUAAAACCAACCAUUUUCUUGGAAAUUAUAAAAUAUUUGUCGCGUGAAACGGAUUAUAUACCAUGGUAUUCGGCAUUUAGAGCUUUUCGAACGUUUCAAGAUUAUUUCACAUUUCCGGACAGUGCUGUCUUCCUGAAGCCUUACGCUCUAAAAUUGAUCGAUGGUCUUUUACAAAACGUGGGUUACGACGAACAUCCGGACGAUGAUCACUUAACGAAAUUGAAAAGAGUCGAAGUUCUUGAAUUGGCUAGCGAUCUUGGACAUUUGGAAUGUAGGAAGGUUGCGAAUGCCAAAUUGAUCGCAUAUAUAGAGGAUCCUGAUUAUAAUCCUAUACCUUCUAAUUUAAAUACAUGGGUAUUUACUACUGGGAUGAGAGAAGCUGACGAAGUACUAUUUAAUAAAUUUCUCAAGAGGUAUAAGAGUAAUCCAAGCUUUCGAACGUUACGCUACUUAAGUGGUAUCGAAGAUCCCGUGUUAGUCGAGAAAUUACUAAAAUUAACGUUAACCGAUGAUUCGCCGAUUUUGAAGGAUGAUCGAGUAGAGGUUUAUCGUUCUCUCAUGUACACCAGUAUUAACAACGUAAACAUUACUAUAGAUUUUAUUGCAGAUAAUUGGGAAAAAAUAAGUGCGAGAAUUGAAGAUGUAGAUGAGAUACUUGAUGAUGUCGUGGGUGAAAUUACUUCCUGGGAUCAAUUUCAUAAGGUAAAAUUGUUUAUAAAAGCGAACGAACUGAAUGGAAAGCGAAGUAUAGAUGAUGUGGAAAUGGUUUUGAAAAAAGCAGAGAAACAUGUAUCUGAAAUUUUUAGGUGGAUGAAAAUGCAAAAUUCGUUACAAAAUAUUGAUGAAAAAUUAGAAAAUUUGCAUUUUACGGAUGUGCAAAAUAAAUGAAAUUAUAAAAGUUUCAAUUAUAUUACACAGUUUAUGUUAUAAGUAAAACUUUCCUACUUUGUCGUUAUCUUUAAUUUUUUAAACGAUAAACGUUUUUCAUUGUUAUUAACUAGAUACACAGAGAACGUGAAAAAAUGUUGAAAGUAUCUGAAAUGCCUCGGUAACGAAAGUAGAUAAUAUUAACAGAAGGGAAUUUUCGAUAAGAUAUAAUGCAAAACUUAAAAUAUAAAAAUACAAAACAUAUCGUUUCUAAAAAAAAUCGCAUAAUUGUAUCUGAUUUAUAUGUUAAAUGCGUGACAACAUAAAUCAGAUUAUUUACAAAAAUAUUGUAUAAUGUCGAUGAAAUUUAUGACAUGCAAAUUGUUGCGUCGUGAUUUUUGCGAAUGAUAAUUAAUCAAUUGAUUAAUAUUUUUUCUUUAAAAGGACAAUGCACAAUUUUAUACGGAACAAAAUUUUGCACAAAAAUUAUACGCAAGAUUUGUAACAAUGAAUUAUCUCAAGAGAUAUUUUGUGCAAAGUAUUUAUUAACACAAGAGAAUCAUUUUAGAUUAUCUCGCAAAUAUAAGAAGUCGUUCAAUAGAAACGGAAGUUAAAUGCCUUGGAAAAGUCGAUCAUAUUUGAUAGCUGAACGUCCUAGAUAGAUUGGAAGAAAUUUUAUUUGAUUUACCUGAGAAAAAAUUGAAUUUGUUAUACGAACAAAUGUUUGUGGUCAUUCUUCGCUCUAAAUAAAGAAUAAUAAAAAAAUGUA
Molecule: messenger RNA, 4817 nt
Organism: Vespula vulgaris
Lineage: Eukaryota; Metazoa; Arthropoda; Insecta; Hymenoptera; Vespidae
Product: aminopeptidase N-like
Exons: 11
Coding region: 1286-4069 (927 amino acids)
Biological process (GO): peptide catabolic process; proteolysis
Cellular component (GO): cytoplasm
Molecular function (GO): zinc ion binding; peptide binding; metalloaminopeptidase activity
Source: RefSeq, a predicted model, not a curated record